UUUUGGUUUAGAUCUGAAUAUUCUUUAUGAAGUUAUUUUCAUUAAAUGAUAAACUUUUUCAUUUCAAAUAUAAAGAAGAAUCAUCCUUGAUAAUUAAAAGAAUAUUUUCAUUCUUUUUUUAGCUUCGUGAAACUGAACGUUUAUAUGAAUCUCGUAAAUCAUUUCAUAAUCGUUUUGAAAUAUUCGAACGAAGUGUUCGUGAUAUAACUGAACAAAUUGAGAAUAAUGGACAAAUUCAGACAACAACAUGGAAUCAAACAUUUCAAAGAUUACAACAUACUCAAAAACAAUUAGAAACUAUUCAACCAAUAAUGUCUACAAUUCGACAAGAAUUAAUUGAAUUUGAACUUUCUGGUCUUUCAAAAACAGAUUUACAAACUAUACAAAAUACAUUUGAUAUUCUUCGACAACGAAUAAAUACUUAUGAAGCUAUUUUACAAAAACGUCUUGAUUUAUUACAACGUUAUGAAGAACAUACGAAAUAUUCAAUAGAAAUUCGAAAAAAAGUAUCCGGGAUCAAUUGUGCUAAUUUUCCGAGAUCAAAAAUGUAAGUGUCCUUUCCGUGU
This is a messenger RNA of Rotaria sp. Silwood2, 566 nucleotides long. Lineage: Eukaryota; Metazoa; Rotifera; Eurotatoria; Philodinida; Philodinidae. The record is from the annotation of a GenBank genome assembly.